AUGAUGUAUUACAUCCUAGUUUUAGUUGCAGUUAUUUAUCUUUACUUAAAAUGGCACUUUUCUUUCUGGACGAGAAAAGGUGUGUACCAAAUGGAACCAUCAUUAAUUUGUGGAAAUGUGAGUGAUCUUCUCAUGAACAGGCGAAGCAUCGCCAAGUUUCUGGAUAAUAUGUAUGCCGAGUUUAAAUCAAAAGGUUUAAAAUAUGGGGGAUAUUAUGAAAUGUUUAAGCCACGCUUUGUUCCUGUAGACUUGGAUCUGAUCAAACACAUUUUACAAAAAGAUUUUUCAUAUUUUGUCAAUAGGGGUAUAUACUGCGACCCAAAAGAUCCUUUAUCAAUGAAUAUUUUUAAUUUAAGAAAUGAAAAAUGGAAGAAACUUAGGGCCAAACUGAGUCCUACUUUAUCGAUAGGUCGAUUUAAGUCAAUGUUUCCCAUAACCAAAGCUUGCUCGGAUCAACUUCGAAUUCAUUUAAAGGAAUUAUCGCUUUCUAGAGGAUAUGUAAAUAUUCAUGAAGUCGGAGCUAGAUUCACUACAGAAAAUUUUGGCUCGAUUGCAUUCGGCAUAGAAUUCAACCAUCUCAGAGAAUCGAACUUAAAGGUACUUAAAAUAUGUAUAAAAAAUCUCGUAGGAAGUUUUGCAACACAAAUAAAGAGGUUGAUAUGUUGCAACUUUCCAGAACAUAUUCUUCGAAGGACCGGGUAUAAGACACACUCUAGUGAGUUAACUUCUUGCUUUAUGGAUCUCGUAACAGGAGUGAUAGACUACAGGGAAAAGAACAAUAUUCAUAAAAAAGACUUCAUGGACGUUCUGCUGCAGUUAAAAAACAAGGGCAAUAUUACAGACGAUGGAGACUCUACGUCUGUAACGCAAAAUGGUGAUCAAGAUGAACUCUUUUUGUCGGUAUCUGAAGUUGUUGCUCAGUGCUUUGUAUUUUUUAUAGCAGGUAUGGAGACGUCAAGUACCACGAUCGAGUUUGCAUUAUUUGAGUUAGCAACACAUCCAGAUAUUCAAGCAAAAGUGAUACAAGAAGUAAAGUCUAUGCUUGAAAAAAACGAUAAUGAAAUUAAUUUUGAAGGAUUGAAAUCUUUAACUUACACAGAACAAGUCAUUAAUGAAACCCUUAGGCUUCAUGCUCCCUUACCAGCACUCUUAAGAAUAUGUAACAAAGACUACAAAAUUCCCAAUUCUGAUCUUAUUAUCGAAGAAGGAACAAUGUUGGGAAUUCCAGUGUCUUCUAUACAUCGAGAUUCCGAAAUCUAUCCAGAUCCCGACGUUUUUGAUCCUGAUCGCUUUACCGAAGAGAACAUAGCGACAAGGCAUCCGAUGGCUUUUAUGCCAUUUGGAGAAGGACCUAGGAUUUGUAUUGGAGCUCGAUUUGGUAUGACGGUUGUGAAAAUCGCCCUAGCAACCAUAUUACAAGAUUUCAGAGUAACAGUAAACGAAAAAACUCAACUUCCUCUAGAGUAUUCAAAAAAGUCAAUUAGUACUCGACCGCAAGGAACAAUUUGGUUAAAUCUACAUCCAUUGGAGUGA
Molecule: messenger RNA, 1533 nt
Organism: Diabrotica balteata
Lineage: Eukaryota; Metazoa; Arthropoda; Insecta; Coleoptera; Chrysomelidae
Source: the annotation of a GenBank genome assembly